Molecule: messenger RNA, 2490 nt
Organism: Syzygium oleosum
Lineage: Eukaryota; Viridiplantae; Streptophyta; Magnoliopsida; Myrtales; Myrtaceae
Product: putative disease resistance protein RGA1
Exons: 1
Coding region: 1-2490 (829 amino acids)
Biological process (GO): defense response to other organism
Molecular function (GO): protein binding; ADP binding
Source: RefSeq, a predicted model, not a curated record
AUGACUGAGGUCGUCUCAAGCAUCCUAGGACCUCUUGUGGAGAAACUAGCUUCAUCGGCUGUGGAAGAAAUUCAACUGGUAUGGGGCGUCAAGGAUGACCGAGAGAAGCUCAAGAGCACGCUAGAGAUGAUCCAGAAGGUGCUUGCCGAUGCUGAGCAGAAGCAAACGAAAGAGGCAGCUGUGAGGCUUUGGUUGUUGAAGCUUAAAGACUUCUGUUACGAUGCCGAGGAUGUGCUAGACGAAUUCGAAGUUAGGGCUUUGUGGAGGAGGACGAGGUCGACCGAGCACUUGACUCUCAGAAGGAAGGUACGCUACUUGUCCUCGUGGAUAUCCAACUUCAUUUUCCAGUUUAAGAUGGCACAUAAUAUGAAAGAACUGAGAAAGAGAAUUGAUGGGAUCAACGAAGAGAAAACUCAGUUCAACUUGUCGAGUGAUGUUUAUUACAAGACCAUAGUUCCUCGGAGGGAAACUCAUUCUUUUGUGCCCCCUUUGAAUGUGAUUGGAAGAAACAAAGAAAAGGAAAUAAUAAUAGAGCUGUUGAUAAAAUCAGAUGAUGGUGGAGCUGAAACGAUAGCAGUCCUUCCGAUUCUCGGAAUGGGAGGUACUGGAAAGACGACUCUCGCUAAAUUGGUAUACAAUGAUGAUAGGGUAAAUCAACAUUUUGAUCGCAAAAUUUGGUUAUCCAUGCCAGUAGAAUUCGAAGUUAAGAAGAUAAUAAGAGACAUCAUCGAGUCUCUUGGUCACAAAGAAAAUAGUGAUAGACUUGAAAUGCUGCAAGAUUGCCUAAGAAACAUUGUGCAGAACAAAAGGUGUUUGUUCGUAAUGGACGAUGUGUGGGAAGCGAGGAGGGAGGAUUGGGUGGGACUGAGAGAUUUGUUAGGAGGCGUUUCUGAAGGGAGUAAAGUCAUUGUGACUUCGCGGAAUAAAUCGAUCACCGAAAUCAUGGGCGCUGUCCACCCGCUUAACUUGGCCAACCUUUCGUGGGAGGAAUCUUUGAAUUUGUUCGUGAAGUGCGCAUUUGAUCAGGGGCAAGAGAAAAAUCACCCGGACCUUAUGGUAAUCGGCAAGGAAAUCGUGAGCAAGUGCGGGGGAAAUCCUCUAGCGGUGAAGACUUUGGGAAGCUUGUUGUAUUCCAAAAAAAAGAACCGGAGCGACUGGGAAUAUGUAAGAGAUAGUGAGACAUGGCAAUUACCAAAUGAUAUGUUAACUUCACUUAGAAUAAGCUACGAUCUAAUGCCGUCUUACUUGAAACAAUGUUUUGCUUAUUGCUCGAUAUUCCCGAAGAACCACCUGCUCCUCAACUUGGAACUGAUUGAACUGUGGAUCGCGAACGGGUUUAUCCAAUCCAGCGGAAAUAAUCAGGAGCCGGAAGAGAUUGGACGGCAGUACAUGGAGGAGCUGUGCUCGAGAUCCUUCUUCGAAGUUGUCGACGAAGUGUGUCCAUUUAUGUCCUUCCGAAUGCACGACCUCAUUCACAAACUUGCCAUUUCGGUGGCACAAACUGAAUCGUUCAACAUGAAAGUGUGCGCGCAGGAUAUUUCCCCGACGACUCGGCAUAUAUCAUUUCCCGACCCAUCGAGUGUACCAAAAGAUGAUCUGCGCGGCUGCUUGAGAAAACUCAGCGGCGUUCGUACCAUCAUGUUUGAGGAGGAUUCCGAUGGGGAGUUCUUUCUAGAGAUGUGCAUUUCGCGAUUCAAGCACUUGCGAGUGCUAGGGCUGUCUGAAUCUAGCUUUGACCUACUGCCUAGUUCCAUAGGCGGUCUAAAGCAUUUGAGGUGUCUUGAUUUAAGCCAGAACAGUAAUAUCAAGAAACUCCCCAAAUCGAUCUGCAAGCUUCGCAAUUUGCAAUACUUAAAUCUUGGCGGGUGCGAGGAACUCGAGGAGCUGCCUGCAGACAUCAAGAAUAUGUUCAGCCUCCGCGUUUUGGUCAUAACCACGAAACAGCAGCGUUUCCCGGAGAGGGGAAUAGGAUGCUUGACCUCUCUGCGGUGGCUAAUCAUUGGAGGGUGCGAGAAUUUGGAGGCCUUGUUCGAUGAUAUCCAAUCACUCACCUCGCUCCACAAGUUGGUCAUUGCAGGUUGUCCGAAGUUGGCCUCCUUACCGCAGGGCAUCAAGAAUCUGAAGGCAUUGGAGGAUCUCUUGAUUGGCGGCUGCCAGAGCUUGAAGCUGCCGGGAGGCGAAAGCAACGAACCAGGCUCCAUGUCGAGGCUUCAAUCGUUCAUGAUUGGGGGAUUAUCGGAAAUAAUUUCUUUGCCCGGGUGGCUUGAAGGUUCUGCAAGCACACUGCAGAGGAUAAGAAUCAAGGAUUGUCCCAACCUGAGUGUGUUGCCCGAGUGGCUGCAAAAUUGUUCUUCUCUGAGAACACUGCAGAUUAAACAGUGUCCUAAAUUGUCCUCUCUGCCAGAUGGCGUUCGCCGCAUUCCCACACUGACAAAGCUGCGGAUAACUGGUUGCGGGGAAUUGAGCAGUUGUGGAGAAGAAGAUGAUUAA